AGUCAUCUUAAUAAGUCACUUUAAGCAAAUUCAAACCAUUCAUAAUGGAGCCAUUUUUUAGGUUUUUCAUCAAAUUUCAAGGAUAUUUCAUAGGAAUUACUUGCAUCUUCGGAAACAUAAUGUCGAUGAUAGAUGCUCACUUCGUAUUGCACUAUCCUCAUAAAGAUUUUUUCGACUAUCGGUACAUGGGAAAAACUGCACUGUUUUUCAACCUGCUUUGGAUUGCAGUAGGUAUCGCUACGAUUUACGGAGUUUACCAGAAAAUACGUAAGUUUCUGUACCCCCUGGCCAUUCUUUUCACACUGGAUUUGUUCCUGCUAAUCCUGCGAGACAUCGUCGUCAUCUGGAUAGACCAUCCGUGGGCUCACGUGAAUCUGCUUUGGCCGUUUUCAGCUGUGCAAAUUAUUUAUGCCUCCCUGCACGUCAUGACCACCCUGGUAGCGUUGGGGAAGUUGAUCGACCAAGAAACUUCAGCUCAAUCGGGACCGAAUUUCGUUCGGUUCAAGGUGGACCGGAACCGGAGCGAAGAGUUCGUCACGGAAGACAACGAAGUUUUGGCUGGGUGACUUUGAGGUUUAUCUAAAGCAAUUAUUUUUUUAUUCACACGAGAUUGCUCUAA
Molecule: messenger RNA, 619 nt
Organism: Culex pipiens pallens (northern house mosquito)
Lineage: Eukaryota; Metazoa; Arthropoda; Insecta; Diptera; Culicidae
Exons: 3
Coding region: 45-566 (173 amino acids)
Source: RefSeq, a predicted model, not a curated record